UCGUUCAAGCGAAAAAAAUCCGGUUUAGCAGAGCGGGACGUCGCUGUUGAAAUUGUUGGCGUCGGCGUGUACGCCACCUCUACUCUUGCAAUCUUGCGGAAAUGGCAUCGCGCUCGAAAAAUUAUCGCCGAAGUUGAAAGAGCGUUGAAGUGGAUCGACAGCGUCGACGUUACUCUGGGAACCGGUUCUUUUGCCACUUCUCAAGACCCCGAUCUCAUCGACAAACUCAAGUCCCUUCCGAUUCUCUCGUCAAGCGUAAGUUACCUUAUUUCAUAG
Messenger RNA from Phytophthora sojae, 276 nucleotides. RefSeq lists its product as hypothetical. The annotation marks the transcript as partial. The transcript has a single exon. The record is from RefSeq and is a predicted model, not a curated record. Lineage: Eukaryota; Oomycota; Peronosporomycetes; Peronosporales; Peronosporaceae.